Oryzias latipes (Japanese medaka) is the source of this 1407-nucleotide messenger RNA. RefSeq names its product oligodendrocyte lineage transcription factor 2 (gene olig2). Lineage: Eukaryota; Metazoa; Chordata; Actinopteri; Beloniformes; Adrianichthyidae. Gene Ontology annotation, molecular function: E-box binding; DNA-binding transcription factor activity, RNA polymerase II-specific; protein dimerization activity. Gene Ontology annotation, biological process: neuron differentiation; oligodendrocyte differentiation; axon development. Gene Ontology annotation, cellular component: nucleus. The record is from RefSeq and is a predicted model, not a curated record.
CAGUCCCCAUCCCUCUAUAAAAGCGCGCGGUCGCUCCCGGGCGUGCCAAAUGGACUGUCACAUGCGAUUUGGAGUAACAAGUGGAUUUGACUUUGAAGGUUUUCUCAUCUGCGCGCGUCGGAAGCUUGAAUCAGGGCAUCCACACAAGUAAAAGAUGGACUCGGAUACAAGUCGUGUGUCAAGCAGACCGUCCUCUCCAGAGGUGGAUGACAUCUUUAUUUCCACCCUGAAGAAGUCCGUGCAUGGCUUUUCUGGCGCGGUGUCUUCCACACAGAGCGACUCUCCGUCGGAGAUGCCCGGCCUGCGCGGCCUCUCCAGCGCUGACGAAGAGCUGGCCCUCCGGAUGGCGGCAAAGAAAGACCGAAAACUCCUGUCAGAGAGCGAGCUCCAGUCCAUCCGCCUCAAGAUCAACAGCCGCGAGAGGAAAAGGAUGCACGAUCUGAACGUGGCCAUGGACGGGCUGCGCGAGGUGAUGCCAUAUGCGCACGGACCGUCCGUGCGCAAACUCUCCAAAAUUGCCACUCUGCUGCUGGCGAGAAACUACAUCCUGAUGCUGAGCAACUCGCUGGAGGAGAUGAAGCGGCUGGUGAGCGAAAUCUACGGCAGCAGCGGGCAUCACGGGGGCUUCCACCCGUCCGCGUGCGGGACAAUGACGCACGCGGGGCCGGCGCACCCGGCCGCUUCCCACGCAUCUCACCCAGCCGUGCACCACCCGCUCCUCCCGCCGGUUUCCACCACGUCCCUGUCCGCCCCCGGAAUCUCCGCCGUCACGUCAGUCAGACCCCAUCACGGACUUCUCAAAGCGCCCACAGCCGCUCCGGGGCCUCUGGGCAGCAGCUUCCAGCACUGGGGGGUCGGCACGGGGAUGCCCUGUCCGUGCAGCAUGUGCCAAGUGCCCCCUCCGCAUGUGUCCAGCAUGAGCAGUGUCGCCAUGCCGAGGCUGGCCAGCGACUCCAAAUGACUGAACACUUUCAUGGAACUUUGCUGGGGAUUUAUCGAACUGUCCCUCAUCUAAAUACUUUAAUUUAUCCUUCUUCCCAUCUGAACCUUUUAGAGCAAGUGACAACAUCGCAUCUCGCAGGGACUCUCAAAUUCUAAAACAUAAUUAAGGUGUUUUAUGAUGAUUAACCUUCAUUGUAACGGACGUUUCUUUACAGAUCUCAGAAUUUUUUUUAAUAGCUCACAAAUUUGCUCCUUAGGCCUGUUUUUCUGGAAAUGUUCACCGCUCUUUUGUGGACAAAAUUGGUUGCAAAAUGUGUGUAAAUAUGUAGAUUUAUCAUUCAGUUCAAAUAGAUGUUAUAUAUUGUCGUGUUCAGGUGUGAAAGGACCCCUGCAUUUCUUCCAUGUAGCACGCUUUAGUCAUUCCGGUUUUUUAAAUGUUUUUUUUUUUAAAUAUUGCCUUUCUCA